This is a messenger RNA of Scatophagus argus, 5900 nucleotides long. RefSeq names its product gamma-aminobutyric acid type A receptor subunit alpha1 (gene gabra1). The transcript has 11 exons. Lineage: Eukaryota; Metazoa; Chordata; Actinopteri; Scatophagidae. Gene Ontology annotation, biological process: signal transduction; nervous system process; gamma-aminobutyric acid signaling pathway. The record is from RefSeq and is a predicted model, not a curated record. Bases 526 to 1911 code for a protein of 461 amino acids. Gene Ontology annotation, molecular function: GABA-gated chloride ion channel activity; inhibitory extracellular ligand-gated monoatomic ion channel activity; GABA-A receptor activity. Gene Ontology annotation, cellular component: postsynapse; GABA-A receptor complex; dendrite membrane.
GACUACAAAAAUAUACGCUGGGUAUCAUCAGCCCGUUUUUUUUUUUUAUUAUUUAUUUUUUUUUAACCUCCCUUGCAGAUGCACGCAGCUCAGCGCUCCUCGCCGUUCUCAGCUCAGUCUUGAGUGGCGCGGCUGUACAGCAGCAGAAUAUUUGGCUGUAAACAGAGACACAGUACUGUUGUCUCGAUGCGAAACGCAGGCUUUUAGGACACGGUGAGUGAUUCGAGGGGGAUUUUAUUGCAGAGAGGCUCGUCUCAUCAGUGCAAGCUGUGAUGCUGCUGCUGACAGACUGAGAGAGUUCAACUCACUACAGCACCACCAAUGAACAGUGAGAGAGACCUGCGCAUAUCGUCAGCAGCCGCUUCUCCAGCCUCAAGCUAAAAUUCGUCAGAUCUGAGAUCACAGAGGAUUUUUCUCAUUCAGUCCGGGCUAGAAAAGAUAUUCUCAAAAGUUUGAGGUUAUAGCCAGCGGACACCGAAUAUACCCCGACUCGUCGGCUCAGUGAAAGGUCCUCAUAUUGCAACUAUGUGUGGACGGAGCAGGACGGCCUUUUUGUGUCUGUGGGCUUGCUUGCUUGUCGCCAACAGCGUACUGGGAGGGAAAAGCCCUGGGCAGAACGGCAUGACAGAUGAACAGAAAGAUAACACUACAGUGUUCACCAAGAUCUUAGACAGCCUUCUGGAUGGCUAUGACAACCGCCUCAGGCCAGGACUGGGAGAGCGUGUAACUGAAGUCAAGACUGACAUUUUCGUGACUAGUAUUGGGCCAGUUUCGGACCAUGACAUGGAGUACACCAUUGACGUUUUCUUCAGACAGAGCUGGAAGGACGAAAGGUUAAAGUUUAAAGGCCCCAUGGCUGUGCUACGUCUCAACAAUCUGAUGGCCAGCAAGAUCUGGACGCCCGAUACCUUCUUCCACAAUGGCAAAAAGUCAGUGGCCCACAACAUGACCAUGCCCAACAAACUGCUGCGAAUUACAGAGGAAGGCACUCUGCUAUACACCAUGAGGCUUACAGUAAGAGCAGAAUGUCCCAUGCACCUGGAAGACUUCCCUAUGGAUGCCCAUGCUUGUCCACUGAAGUUUGGCAGCUAUGCCUACACCCGAGCAGAGGUGGUUUAUGUGUGGACUAGAGGGGCUGCCCAGUCUGUGGUGGUGGCAGAGGAUGGAUCCAGAUUAAACCAGUAUGAUCUGAUGGGGCAGAGUGUGGAUUCUGGUGUGGUGCAAUCCAGCACAGGAGAGUAUGUUGUGAUGACAACCCACUUCCACCUGAAGAGGAAAAUUGGUUACUUUGUGAUCCAGACGUAUCUGCCCUGCAUCAUGACAGUCAUCCUGUCCCAAGUGUCUUUCUGGCUGAACAGAGAAUCUGUCCCUGCCAGGACUGUCUUUGGAGUAACCACUGUCCUGACCAUGACCACACUCAGUAUCAGUGCCAGGAACUCUCUCCCUAAAGUGGCCUAUGCCACAGCUAUGGACUGGUUCAUUGCUGUCUGCUAUGCCUUUGUCUUCUCGGCCCUCAUUGAGUUUGCCACAGUCAACUACUUCACCAAGAGGGGCUACGCCUGGGAUGGAAAAAGCGUGGUGCCAGAGAAGCAAAAGAAGAAGAAGGAGUCUCUCCUCAAGAAGAACAACACUACAGCCUACCCAGCUGCCACUGCUACAGCCUUCGCCCCCAAUAUUGCCAGGGACCCUGGAUUGGCCACUAUUGCCAAAAGCGCCCCACCACCUCCAACUGAGCCCAAGGAGGAGCCAAAGCCCAAGCCUCCAGAGGCCAAGAAGACCUUUAACAGUGUGAGCAAGAUAGACAGGAUUGCCAGAAUAGCCUUCCCUCUGCUCUUUGGAACCUUUAACUUGGUCUACUGGGCAACCUACUUGAAUAAAAAGCCCAAAUUGCAGGGGGUAACUCCACACUAAUCCAUGUUUCAUUCCUUUUAAAUUACAACUGUAUUUUUUUUUUCAUUUUCUUUCUUAUUUCUCCUAAAAAAACAAAACAAAACAAAGUGUUUAUUUUCAGACAAACAUGGUGUCCAUGCUGGUUUCAAUUCCCAGUUGUUGCAUUGCUUAUAUGUUUACCUAAAGUUUGAAAAACAAAAUAGAGAAAAACAAGAAUGAUAACAAAACAGACUUUCGAAGGGGGGUUGUUCAGGUCUUGGAUGAUGCUACUAAGAAAAUGCUACUAUAAAUAUAUAGCCAAGAGAUUGCUAUUCUACAACUGCACAUAGCCCAAAAUUGUUAAGGGGCUUUCAUUUCAUGUUUUUUUUGGUUAUGUUUUGUUUUUUUUACGUUUUAUUUAAACAUGGAAUCACAGACACUGUAAAAGGCACUUGUGUAUAUGCAUGGGCAGGGCAUCUUAUUAUUUAUGUUUAUUUCUUCAAAAUAGAGAUCAGCAUUGACUGAUGGCUUUGUUUAUUUGAUAUCAGCAACUAAAUGCUACGCUCAGUCUCUGUCAAAAUAUCUUCAAUUCUCUGUAGAUGUUUCAUGAGGUUAAUUGUGUCAUUCUUCAAAAUAGGGUUUCUGCAAUAGCAAUAAAACAUGUCUCAGUGGACACACCAUUUAUUUAGGUAUUAAAAAAUACAAAAAUCCAAUCAUCUCUGUGCUCAGCAUUGAAAAUAUUAAUUUCCUUUCACAGCGUUGUAAAUAUUACCAAGUGUUAGAGAUGUCAAUAUUAUGUUUAAGCUUUGCAAAGUGUUACUAAAGGGUAUGUUUAUUGAAUACAUGGAAAAGUACACUUUUUUUAUUUCAUUCAUUUUUGUUUCUGUUUAUUAUGAUACUUUAUACAAAAAAAAAAAAGAGUACAUACUGGUCUAAUUCACGCUUAAGUGACUGUUUCUCGCCCAGUUAGCAUUCCAUUCUAAGCUGCUUUCACACUGAAGUAAAAUAUUAUUCAGCUGUGUGUUUGUGUACACACUGAUUGCAACAACAUCAACAACAACAUCAACAAUAGUGUAAACUGACAUUGGCUAAUUAUGAGUAAGAAUGUAAAAAAAAAAAAAAUAAUAAUAAAAUCUCGAAUCCUGGAGUGCAUUUUAACAUUUAGAUUUAAGAAACUCAUUAUUUCCAUAAUUUAGUGAACAGUUUGUGUUAUUUAUGGUGGGUCAUUGUUGGCCAAAAUGCCAUCCAUAGCAAAGUACAGUUAGCAUUGCUUAAAGAGGGACAGGGCACAUUGAGAAGGAGGAGAAGUGCCUUUUCCAGUUUCAGAAUUGAAGCUGCGAUGGCUACUACUUUGCUGAUUCAUGGCGCGUCUGCAUUUUCCAUCCCACUGUGUCCCCUGACCCUGUUUGCCAUAGUCCCCAUCUACUUUCAGUUGAAAAUUGAGACGUAACACUCAGAAAGUACCAGCUACACUGCCUUCAGUAUCACAUGCCCGUUUGGACUCAUUUGUUGCUUCUUGUUGGUGAGCAACAGCGAGAGACAGGGACAGAGACAGAAAGAGACAAAAGAGAGAAAGGAGACAUUGAGUUGAAGUGGCACUGUAAUCUUGCUUUAGUCGGCGCUGUGUUUCGCACAGAGGACUUGUCUUGUAGUUCUACGAUAGUGACGAAGAUGAAUAUAUUUUUGUAGCAUGAUGUCAAUCCCUCUUCCGAGAAAAACCAACAGAAACUGACACAAAUGUGAAAAGAAUGCAUUUGUUUUUGUCUUGAACAUUGCUUGCUCUCUUAACUUUCUUUUAAUCUGUAGAAAACACACACUUCUUCUCUGAUGUGGCACGUUGAGGUUUCUGAACAGUCCAUUUUAAAUUAUGUUAAUGUAGCAAUAUUAAUUAGCAAGGGCUUUUCUUAGGAACUGAACCUGACACUCAGUCUGGGGGUAAUAUCCAUUGUAGCUUUACAUUGACCCCUCUCUACUUGUAGUUUCAUCUGUAUACUGCAUAUGGGCAUCUAGGAUCUAUUUAGAUUUGGUCUAAGAUAACAGGCGUUGGGUUUUGAAGCCUUUGGCCACCAUACUAAUCUUGUUUCACAAAAUCUCCUCUUUUCUUGCCAGAGAGUGGGGGUGUAUUGUAUUGCAUUAUGGGUUCUGGGUGUGCUCUUUUUAAUAAUGUUUCACAGGGCACUGAACAGGCUAAAAGGCACGUAAGAACCCGGCAGAGUUCUUGUGUGUUUGUGCGCUGGGGAGAAGAGAUCAUGCUAUCGCCGGAAGGAAACUAAAUAGAGAUAGGUGGUUGUUGCUAUUUUUAUUGUUUGCGUUAUCAUUAUGACCAAUACUGAAACUAUUCUCUAAUGGCAGACGUCUUUGCAAGCAAUUGCAAACAGUCUACUGUUAACAGCCACUUAACCUACAAACAGAGGGUCAAGGAACUGCAAAGUUCAGGGUGAAGAGUUGUAUAAAAAGAUAUUUGAAUUCUAAACUAUUGUAUGUAUGUUUAUUAUGAAGAAAAUAUAUAUAUACAUAUGUAAAAUACCUAAUGCAUACAGUAUUUGAUUCUAUUGAUAAAGAUAUUAGCUACAACUGUAAGAUGAUGAUGAAUAUUGUUUGUAUUCUCAACUUAUUGUUAUGCAUUUUGCACAUUUAGAAGAACAAUAACAUUACAUUUAUGUAGUCAGCUUCGUGCUAUGCAAGGACAGCUUUGAACCACAUCAUCGACCUUCUCUCCCUGACCAAUGUGUUUUAGAUUUACAAGCUAUUAUAAAAAAAAAAAAAAAGAAAUAUAAAAGCUCAGCUUUUAUAUCAGCAUCUGUACCAUUAGCUUUUUUUUUUCCUUUCAGCCAUGGCUAUACAGGGUGACAUCAAAGAAAACAGCAGAUUAUCACUUUUGUUUGCGCUUUAGAUUUGUCGGUGGUUGAAGGGAAAAUGGCUUUCAUUGUUGAUUGCACUUUUUCCUCAAGAGAAAUGCAAUAAAGUGAUUGAACUGGAAAAUAAAACAACAGGAGCAAAACUGUAACAAGAUCACCUUGUUAAUAACAUUUCUGUUCAUUGCUUGAGCUUGUUUGUCAUCACAAAAAUGGAGGCAGGUGAAAAUGUUAUUUUGCUAAAUGGAUCAUUUUGUUUAUCUUUUUUGCUUUCCAAAGCUCAGUGAUAUUACAGGGAGAGCCAGAGAGUUCUGACUUUGAGUAAAAAUGAAUUUUGCAUACUUUUCUGUUGGGAAUAUCUUUGCUAAGCCCCUAUAUUGUACUCCAAACAGGAUUUAAAAAAAUGCUAUAGACCAUUUACAAAUAUUUUUGAGCCAGGUCUGGUUUUGCUACAUUUACUGCUCCAGAGAGAGAAUGUGAAAUAUGAGGCACAGUGCAAUCAUGAGCUUCCAACUCUUACCUUCACACUCAUAUGCAGAGCAUACAUGUAAAUAUCACAUUUGUAGGCACAUCAGUCAUUUAUUUCAUUACAUUUUGAUGCAAGGUCUGUUGCAGUUCUCAGAAGCACUUGCUUUUCAACAUUGAGUCUUUGGUUAUUCCUAGAUACCUACUGGAGUUUUUUCUUGUAUUUUUAUCAAGCAAAAUAUGUUCUGAUUUUCACUGAAAUGUAAAAUAAUAAAAAAAACUAAUUUUCUAAAGCACAAAAGUUGAUUAGGGUAAGAGAAAUGAGACUGUAUACAUCCGGAUAUCUGCAAACACAUGCUUUCAAAAUGCACACAAACACACACACGGUACACAGGAAUGUGUUGGUACUUCAGUGAUACUGACAAAGGGUUCUGAUGGAUGUAGAUGAAAUGGUGAACCUUCUGUAAAUGUUUUCUUUUGUUUCUUUUGGUUAUGAUAUGGCCCUGUAGAAUCUGAUUCUCUGCAUUAGUCUUUAAAUAAAAAGAAAACAAAUGAAUGCCGUGGCUGCACGUCUGUCCUUGUGCUGUGGUUAUCAGACAGAAAAUAAGACACAUAGAUCUCUUUCCAAGCAUGAAAUAUGAGUUUUUGUGCACUGUUUACAUCACAAGGAGUAAAAGUAGAAAUCUAUAUCAAUAUGGCAUAUUAAAGAUU